GUCGCCACGCGUCACGGGGCCCACGAAAUAGUUAUGAACCCGUCUCUUACGCGUAAACCUGCAAGACCCUGAGUUCACUUUUAUUGUUUUGGGAAGCGUGUGAACCUGAGUUUAAAACCCUUAAUCCGGAUGGCCUUAGUAAACUAAAAGGUUCUACCACGUAAAAGCUUUGGUAGAAUCUCUGUUGAGGUCUAAAAGUUUUGUACCAAUACAUUGGUGUGAAAUGAAAUUUGAUGUUGAGCCCAAAAAAAAGUAAACUAAAAGGCGAUUCCUCACUUAUUUUUGUAGUUUUUUAAGUUUUGGAGAUUUGUUUCAACUAAUUUUCAGAUUUACAAUAUUUAUUUAGUUUUUUUAAAGGUAAUUCCUCACUUACUCAAGGUAUGGGCCAAUUAAGAAAAAAAGAUCGGAUUAAAAGUUUUUGAGAAAAAAAAGUCAUAUUACAUUCUCGAGUUAAAAUAUGUCUUUAGGGGCAUAAAAGCUUAUGUUUGUGAGGCAAACAGGAUAAUCUGAUUUGUCUUAUAAAACGUGUGCAACGUAUACUCAGUGACGUACAUCUUUUUUUGGGUUGGAUUAACGCAACCUCAGUUUUCAUUUAAAUUAAAUAGUUAAUUUAUCUAGAUAAAGACAUAUGGCAAAAAAUAUAUUAAGAUAGCAACGUGUGGAGAAAAAUUCUUAGAGCCAUGAUUAAAUCCGAUUUUUUAAUUGAAAUUUUAACCUUUGUUUAAGAAACUGUUAUUAGUUUUUAACUAAGAAAAACUUAAGAAUCGUCUGUUAAAUAAAAGAUAUAAAAAAUGUUUUUUUAGUUAAAAAAUGCAAAAAAAAUGUCAAAUUUUGAGUCAAGAAUUUCAGAUAAGAGACCGGAUUUAAGUAAUGUUCUAAGAAUUUUUCCUCGGAUUGGUUCACUCUCUUUCUUUAUUUUCUUUUUCUUUAAUCCGUAGAAAGUGCUUAAAACUUUGCGUUAGCGACGUUUACGAUCAAGUAUAUUCGUUUGGGCUAGUGGAUGGAAACAUAUAUUAACGACGUUUACGAUCAAAACGUUGUUCGCCAUCAUCCAUGUGACCCCGUUGUGUCAAAGGUCAACGUUAAAAUCUCUUUGAUUGUUUAUUAAUUCUACUGAAAUUUUGAUAUUUCCUCGCAAGUAUCGCCAAGCGUGGGUGGGGACCACACUGCCCUUCUUCUAUUCUAUUUCCAUAUGUGUUUUGGUUUGUGAGAGAAUGUUUCUAGUUAACGUGGGAGUCACAGAUUAAAAUAUACUAACAAAUACUACUGUACGUUUCCAAAACUCACCAACCACUUUAUAAUCCAACGAACCGAGAUUUUUUUGUUUAAAGAGAAAGGCGUUGUUUAAACUCUCUAUGUCUUUCGAAUUUUAAUAUUGCCCCGCAAGAAUUGGCACGUGUGGGACCGGAACUCCCCCGUUGUCCUAUAAAUACAGACUUGAGCUUCUUCCUUUCUCCAACGAUUCAAAGCGCUCCAAAUGGGGAAUAAUAUGGUGGGGUUCAGGUUUCGUCCGACGGACGUGGAGCUCGUGGAACAUUACCUCCGUCCGAAAAAUAACGGCGGCGGUUCCACCACGAGCAGCCAAGUCGAUCAAGUCAUUAACACUGUCGAUAUCUGCAACCUUGAUCCUUGGGAAUUGCCUCCGCUGUCGAGGAUCGCGUCGAGUGAUCAGGUUUGGUAUUUCUUCGGACGCAAGGAAAGCAGAUACAACAGAGGUGAGCGACAGAAGAGGAAAACCAAGUCUGGUUACUGGAAGAAAACCGGUAAUACCUUGCCCAUCACGCGAAAGAGAGGUAACCACGAAACAAUCGGUGAGAAAAGGGUUUUGAUGUUUUACAUGAGCGGUUCCAGAUCCAACUGGGUUAUGCACGAGUAUCACGCUUCUUGCCUCUCUCCUAAUGACAGCGGUGCAUAUACAAUCUGCAAAGUACAGUUUAAGGGUGAAGCGAGUGAGAUCUCUUCUUCUUCCGGUGUCGACCAUGUUGUGCACAGUCACUCUUUACCCACUCCUAUGAACAAUCCUGGAGGAUCUGAGGGAUUAGAGAAUUCAAGUAGUGUUCUUGAUAAUCAGCAAGCAAUGCAGUUUGAAGCUGAAACUCAGAUGGCUUUCGACAUUCUGCCAAGCUAUGAUUGGAAAAGCUUGCUUGAUGAUGAUGAUGCUGAUGAACAGAAUAAGACUGCUUCUAUGCCAAGUCAACGACCAGUGUCUUCAUUGGUCACAUAUAGCAGUGAUGAUGAUUAGUGAUUCUGACUAUCUCCCUUGAUCAAGAAGAAAUGAGCUGUUUUUGUAUUAUAUGAUAGAUUAAGUUAAGAAAAUUCACCAAUGUUCAGUUACAUGAUUUUGUAUAAGUUAUGUCUAGGCUUGUUCUGUUACAUGUUUGUACUAAUAUAUAUAUAUAUAUAUAUAUAUAUAUAUAUAUAUAUAUAUAUAUGAAAAGAAAAGGAGAGUUUGU
Messenger RNA from Brassica napus (rape), 2453 nucleotides. Its product is annotated as NAC domain-containing protein 4. The record is from RefSeq and is a predicted model, not a curated record. The transcript is spliced from 4 exons. Gene Ontology annotation, molecular function: DNA binding. Gene Ontology annotation, biological process: regulation of DNA-templated transcription. Bases 1478 to 2242 code for a protein of 254 amino acids. Lineage: Eukaryota; Viridiplantae; Streptophyta; Magnoliopsida; Brassicales; Brassicaceae.